GUGGCUGCUGUUCCCGUCGGAGCUCGGACCCGCACGGACCGAAUCAAAACGAAACGCGGCUCGACGAGACACUUCCGUCCCGCGGCUCCUCGUCCCGCCGACUCGGUCCGACACCCGCGGCUCCAGAUGAAGUUCCGGGGGAAGAUCGUGGACGUCGCCUGCCUCAACCACUUCACCCGAGUCGUCACCACCAUCUCGAAGCUGACGAAGACGUGCGUCCUGCGACUGACCCCCGACAACCUGUUCUUCGUUCUGUCUGGUAAAGUGGCCAAUGGCGGCGUCGGCAUGUGGUGCGAGCUGUCGCAGGCCAACUUCUUCGACGAGUACCAGAUGGAGGGCGUGUCCCCCGAGGACAACGAGAUUCUUCUGGAGGUGACUCCGGAGAACCUGUCCAGAGCCCUGAAGACGGUCCAGAACGCCAAGGCCGUCAAGGUCAAGCUGACCAAGAAGCACUGUCCCUGCCUCACCAUCGCCGCGGAGCUGCCGACUCUGUCCAGCGUCAGUCGAGUCGUCACGCACGAUGUCCCGGUCGACAUCGUCCCCCGGAGACUCUGGCACGAAUUCAAGGAGCCAAUCAUGCCGGACUUUGACGUCAGCGUCUACCUGCCUCCUCUGAAGACCAUGAAGAGCGUCGUGGACAGGAUGAAGAACCUCUCCAACUUCCUGGUGAUCGAGGCCAACCUGAACGGACAGAUGAACCUGAAGAUCGAGACCGAUCUGGUUUCUGUCACCACACACUUCAAAGACCUGGGGAACCCUCCGUGGGGCGACGACGCUGCGUCUCCGAGCCGGGAGUCUGAGGCCAUGGCCGAGGCCCGGGUGGACGUGAGGAGGCUGCAGCAGUUCCUCGUGGGCCAGCAGGUCAACCCGAGCAGGGCCAUGUGCAAUAUCGUCCACCAGGGCGUCGUGCACCUGAUUCUGCUGCAUGAGGACGUGUCGCUGCAGUAUUUCAUCCCCGCGGUGGCGUAAGACGACCCGGCGGGCCGCGGUCCUGUGAGACGGUACCAGUCUCUGUCCCGCACGUUGACCACACCGGGCCCAUUUCCCGUCCCUCAGGGUGGAACGUCGGGAAGACCGCUGACUUUCGGCGGCAGUAAGGUGAAAGCUGGUGAACGCACAUCUGAGAGAAAACCUUUGUACCGUCUUUGUUUGGGAAAUUCAGAUUGUUACGUGUUCUACAUUAAAAGACUCUGAAAGCGA
Scophthalmus maximus (turbot) is the source of this 1200-nucleotide messenger RNA. It is a transcript of the gene hus1, whose product is annotated as HUS1 checkpoint clamp component. Bases 127 to 969 code for a protein of 280 amino acids. The transcript is spliced from 8 exons. Gene Ontology annotation, cellular component: nucleolus; site of double-strand break; checkpoint clamp complex. NCBI's taxonomy places the organism in Eukaryota, Metazoa, Chordata, Actinopteri, Pleuronectiformes, Scophthalmidae. Gene Ontology annotation, biological process: mitotic intra-S DNA damage checkpoint signaling; meiotic DNA integrity checkpoint signaling; telomere maintenance. The record is from RefSeq and is a predicted model, not a curated record.